Medicago truncatula (barrel medic) is the source of this 1076-nucleotide messenger RNA. Its product is annotated as protein DEHYDRATION-INDUCED 19 homolog 4. The transcript is spliced from 5 exons. The record is from RefSeq and is a predicted model, not a curated record. Bases 127 to 783 code for a protein of 218 amino acids. NCBI's taxonomy places the organism in Eukaryota, Viridiplantae, Streptophyta, Magnoliopsida, Fabales, Fabaceae.
AAAAAAAAACUUCACAAAAAACAACACAUUCAGACACACACACAAACACACACACACACAUACACAGUGUUAUCUUCAACACUCUCUCUAUCUUCAAUUUAGGGUUCCGAAUUUUCCACCAAAAACAUGGACUCUGAUUCAUGGAUCUCUUCUCGUCUCUCUAACUCUUCACGCCGUUACUAUUCUCGAUCCGAUCUGUUUCUAGGUGGAAAUGAUGAUGCUGAACCUGGCGGUGGUGAUGAUUUAAGGGCUGAAUAUCUUUGCCCUUUUUGUGCUGAAGAUUAUGAUGUUGUUUCUCUUUGUUGUCACAUUGAUGAAGAACAUCCUCUUCAAGCUAACACUGGGGUGUGUCCUGCUUGUGGGCAAAAGGUGGGAAUGGAUCUUGUUGCACAUAUUACCACGCAACAUGCAAAGUUUUUCAAAGUUCAGCGGAAAAGGAGGGUGAGAAAAGGAGUCACUAACUCAACAUUAUUUAGAAAAGAGUUGAGGGAAGCAGGAUUGCAUUCUCUUCUUGGAGGUUCUUCAUCCACAGCUUCCUCAAAUUCCGAACCCGAUACUUUGUUGCAAUCGUUUAUUUUUAACCCAGUUGUAGGUGACGAAGCUUUGAGCGAACAAUCUAGUUCUUCCAUUGAAGCUGCCAUAGUAAAAGAUAGCUCGAAAGAUGAUUUCGUGGAAAGAAAACCACAAGUACAGCUGUCAGAUGAGGAUCGAGUAGAGAAGACCCGAAGGUUUGAUUUCGUGCAAGGGCUGCUGAUGUCUACAAUUCUUGAUGAUGAGUUAUGACUGCAAUUGUAGCUGGUAUACUAUAAUAGGAGCAGGAGCUGAUCGCGAGGGAGGGAGUUCAUUCGAGUGUUACAGAGUGGCAGUAGCUAGAUCGGAUAAAUAUGUAAUGAAUGUAUUUAUAGUUAUGUUCAUAGAAUGCAGAGAUGAAGAAACCUUUAUCGAGUAAAUAUGUAAUGAAUGUAUCUAUUGUUAGGUCCAUCUAAUAUGCACCUAUUCAAAUAUGGGCCCUUAUUUCAGCUGCUACACUAGACUGACAUAAUUGGCUAACAUAAAAAAGACUCUGGUCCCUAAAA